UUGUAUUUUACCUUUCUUUCUUCGUAGAAAAUGUAUUUAGCACUAAAUUCUUAUUAUCAGGCGCUCAUUUACAUUUUUAUUCAACGUUCAAAGCAGUAAGCGAAACGCUUUUGUCAACUGUAAACAGCAAGCGUCUAUUGACGUCUUACUGAUUAAUUACUAUGAGCAUUGCGUACUGCAAGAAACCCGAACAACACCGAUUCCAAAAACUUACCACGAAUUUUCAACUCGAUAGUAAUGUCUGUACACAGUUUUAUUCAUUUUCUUUUUCACACGUCUAACCGAAGUGAUGAAUUGUGUAUGCUGUAUCAAUGAACAUACACAACAUUUUAUUUAACGACAUUUUUGAUUAUCAUUGGGAGUUGUAAAUUAAUCUUAAUGAUGAUACUUAAUAAUAUCAUUUUCUCAGUAACCAUAUAUAUAAUCAAACAAACCCACACCUUUCGGGAAUUGUAAUAGCACCGAACCAUGCGGACCGUCAAGUCAAAUGAGCCGUGCCAUGAGAAAACCAACAUAGUGGGUUUGCGACCAGCAUGGAUCCAGACAAGCCUGCGCAUCCGCGCAGUCUGGCCAGGAUCCAUGCUGUUCGCUAACAGUUUCUCCAAUUCCAAUAGGCUUUAAAAGCGAACGGCAUGGAUCCUGAUCAGACUGCGCGGAUGCUGGUCUGGAUCCAUGCUGGUCGCAAACCCACUAUGUUGGUUUUCUCAUGACACAGCUCAAAUUAAGUUGUACAAACGCAGCAUGACCAUUUAUGAGUAUGAGUAUUUAUUAUUCAAAAUACACUUACAAUAUUAGUUAGUGCAAUGAGUUAUGAAAUACAUAUCUAAUUAUCUAAAACGUUUUCAUCAUUCUAAAAAGAUCUUUCAAAGUGUGCAGCUUAAAGUGUUAGAAACGAUGGAAUUUCUUUGCUUCUUAUUAAAGUCAUUUUUCCAUUUAUUAUUAUGUUUUGACUACCUAAGUACAGCCGCUGCUCAGGAAUCUUAUAAAUACGAGAGGCUAUAUGUAAAUAAGAGACUGCCAUAUCCAUUCGCUACGUUUUCAGAUAUAUCCUCAAUACAGUGUAUAGCAGAGUGCAGUCACACGGAUAAAUGCGUGGGUUUCACGUUCAAUCAGAUGAGUACACAGUGCGACCUGUCCGAACACUAUCUACCAUUUGCAGGGAAUUUGCUUGAGAGUCAGGCUGGAGCUAGCGUCUACUAUCCUAAAGUUCUGCAGUGUAACCUUGUCUAUUCAACACAUUUGGCGAGCGGGUCCAUUAACACCAUCACGUCUCCAAACUACCCAGGCUACUACCCGCACAAUAUGGACCAGUACUGGUUGAUUGUAAAACCAACAAGAGUUUCCACCCUUGAGAUAGAAUUCCAGCCGAUUGAUGUGGAGCUUUCAGAUGGUUGCGCAUACGACAGUGUCACCUUUUAUAGUGGGUUCUGUCCGAGUGAGGAACUGGUGAUAAACAGAGUGUGUGGCGCAGCAAAUUCUUACACGUUUCCUGCCUCCAAUACCCUCCACAUUCUUGUUCGCUUUCUCACAGAUUCGGACAAUAUCAACGACGUAAAUCAUGUGGGUUUCUCUAUAAAGUUUCGAAUUCUCUAAGAAUGUAGAUGGUUGUCUUUUUCAUAUCAGUCAACACACGAACUCUGUAGAGUGUAAUCCACACUUCAGACACUUUCAAACAUUCUACAGUGCACUUUCAUGAAAGAAAUGCUAUUAAUUAUAGUGGCUGAUUUCUGCCAUUUCGACAUUUUGUUCUGUCGCAGCGACACAACGACAAACGUCGUUAUGGCGCCCCGGACGAAAAAAGUACUUAGUUAAAAUUUCUAUUUUCAUUUAGUUGUGAGACAAUAAUAUCUGCUGUGGCAUAGCAUAUAUGUGUUUUGUCAUAUAUGAAGGUUUCGAACAGGCUUUUGAUAUAAACAGAUACCUUUACUUAUCGAAAACGUGUAUAGUGUUGUGAUACUGUUUAGUUAAUGAUUCCUUGCGUAAAAACUACUUUUUUCACUGGAUCCGCCUAUGUAUCAACGGGAGAAAAAUCGUGUGCUGUUAAUUAAUACAUGACUUAAAUAUAUUUGUAUAUAUUAUGUAUAUGUUUCUGCACAGAUUGACAUCUGGUAUCUGCGUCUUGUUUCUUUCAUAAAAACCUCUCUUUUAGCAUAAAAGAUGCAAUCUAAUCCAUAGAAUGUUUUGAUGUAUCAGUUACCAACGCCAAAUGCACUGCUCCCAACACUAUUCGUACUCACUUCUCCCCUUGUUUACUCCCCUUUUAGAAGUCGGCGUCGAUACGUGCGCGAUUGUUUGUUUUUAGGAAUCAUAUUAAUGAUUUUGGUUAGUCUCUCGGUAUGUUUUAAGCUCAUUUCUCGAAGAAUUUAUAUAAAAAGCUUGAAAGCUUGUCACUAAGUUCGUACUCAUCCGUACUCGAAGUGUGUUCAUACUCAAAAUAACUCGAAUGUAAAUUUAUUAUUCUUGAAAACUGUGCUCCUGUUUACCAAAUCUUUAAGUAAUAUGCAAAAUUAUUGGUAAUUACAUGUUUCUAAUAAUGAGAGAUAACAAAAUCGUUUAAAAAUUCAUGUUUCUUAUAGUGUUAUUGAUUUCUGGGCCCUGGUUAUGGAUAUUUAAAACAUGUUUACCGUUUCCAAGAACAACAGAAUAGUAACUAAAAUGUACCGGAAUCGCAAAUGAAAACAAUACAUUUAGUCGUCGUGUUAUAUUUUCAUGCAAUAAUAGCGAUUUGUUUUGUGCAUUAACGUCUGCAGAAGCCCUUGGGAUAUGUUUACCUUCGGUCUCGGUCACAAACAUUCCCAUGGGCUUCUACAGACGUUAAUACACUAAAAUUUGUGUAGUAUCCCUACAUUAUGUUUUGCUUUUAAUGUUGCAUUUUUGUUCUUGCCAUUUAAUGUAAAACUUCAUGUAAAAUUUUAAUGCCAUUUUACAAUUUUGUAUAAUUGAGGCAUUAAAGAACUAAAUUAAACAAAUCUAUAAGAAGAUCUUUUGAAACAUGGAGCCGAACCAAGAGAAAUGACCGACAGAAGACUUGGUUUGGUUGAAUCUGUUCAUGUAAGGUAAUUAAAAAAAUAUUGAAUGAAUUACAUGAACUCAAAGGAUAAAAAAUGAAUAUAGAUAAGAGGCGACAUUUCAUUGUCUGAUAGCAGCACUUAUAUAACACCAAACUGUCGACUUUAACAGUUAUAUCAAGAUAUACUUGGAAUGAAAAUGUAUCUUCAGUACUCAGAAAGAGAACGCCACACUUUUGGUGAAAUCUACGUCCGUUCGAAAGUAUAAUUAUGGGCUUAAAAUGCAUGCAUUGUUUGUUAUAACAUAUUCUAACACUACUCGAUUUAUUUUCCUGUUAAAUACGAAGGCUGACAUUGUGUGUUAUUAUUCAACAGUUCACUGUUUGUAGCGUCAUAGCGUCAGGUUUUAUUUGUUAGAAUUAUAUCUCAAACAGUGGUUUGCUUUUGAAUAAAGUCAUUGUCAUUCUGAUGCGUAUCAGUUUAUCACCAGGACCGCACCGUCGUGAUAUUAUUCCAGCGCAUCUGUACUCCAAAAAUUAUUUUGUUCACCUAAUAUUUCUUAAAUAUUAUUAUUGUAUUAAACAACAUCGUCAUGCACAUACUUUCGUAUACUACCUUCUUAAUAAACUUAUUGUACUUGCA
Molecule: messenger RNA, 3650 nt
Organism: Mercenaria mercenaria
Lineage: Eukaryota; Metazoa; Mollusca; Bivalvia; Venerida; Veneridae
Product: embryonic protein UVS.2-like
Exons: 4
Coding region: 811-1593 (260 amino acids)
Source: RefSeq, a predicted model, not a curated record